Aspergillus affinis is the source of this 1014-nucleotide messenger RNA. RefSeq names its product trafficking protein particle complex subunit 13. The coding region runs from base 1 to 1014 and encodes 337 amino acids. Gene Ontology annotation, cellular component: TRAPPIII protein complex. The record is from RefSeq and is a predicted model, not a curated record. Lineage: Eukaryota; Fungi; Ascomycota; Eurotiomycetes; Eurotiales; Aspergillaceae. The transcript is spliced from 5 exons.
AUGGCACGCCCACGGGCACAUUCGGGGGCCGACGGCCCCAAAGAACCACACGCAGUUUCGUUAAAAGUGCUCCGGCUAUCGAGGCCGUCCUUAUCCUAUCAAAACCCUCUUCCAGCUUCGAACGCAAAGAUAUCCAGCAAGGCGUCGUUGAGUUACCCGUCCGACAGCACCGACGAUCGCUUUAUUCUUACUCCUAAUCUGACACUCCCUCCUGCUUUUGGAUCUGCCUACGUCGGAGAAACAUUCGCGUGCACCCUCAGCGCAAACAAUGAGCUCUCGGAGGAUGACCCCACGCGUGUCCUUACGUCGGUCCGUAUCGUCGCAGAAAUGCAGACCCCCUCCCAAGUCGCAUCGUUGGACCUAGAGCCCACGGAAGAUUCGUCCGCGCAGGAGGGUCUACGGAAAGGACAGUCGUUGCAAAAGAUCGUUCGCUUUGACCUCAAAGAAGAAGGGAAUCACAUCUUAGCGGUCAGCGUCAGUUACACGGAAACUCUAAUCGGCUCCGACUCGCAAGCGGCCAGCGGGCGAGUGAGGACAUUCCGUAAGCUAUACCAGUUCGUUGCACAGCCCUGCCUGAGCGUGCGAACGAAGUCGUCCGAAUUGGCGCCGUUGGAGGUUGAAAACAAAACUCUGGGGCCCUACGGGAAAACUCGAUUGCUCCGGUUCGCUCUCGAGGCACAGUUAGAGAAUGUGGGCGACGGCGCCGUGGUAGUUAAGCACACGAAACUCAACCCGAAACCCCCAUUCAAGGCGAUUUCCUUGAACUGGGAUCUGGAGCGGCCAGAUGAAUCCGAUGUGCAGCCACCACCUUCCUUGAAUCCACGCGAUGUUCUGCAGGUUGCGUUUCUCGUUGAACAGGAAGAAGGACAGCAGGAAGGAUUGGAGUCUUUGCAGAAGGAUUUGAAACGGGACGGGCGAGCCGUACUUGGACAGCUAUCUAUAGAGUGGAGGGGGCCCAUGGGGGAUAAAGGAUUCUUGACCACCGGUAACCUACUCACGCGACGACGAACAUGA